GUUCCAGACUCUAGUUCUAGCGCGAAACACGGGAAGCAUCAGCGCGCGUACUGCACAAGCGUGUUUGGAUGGGGACGACGAUGAGACACGAAUGGGCCCUCAUCGUCGCGUCAUCUUUGUUGCUCUUCAUGUCAUUCCCGACGGUCUCUUUUGGAAUUACGCCGCCUCGUUCGCUGCUUCACCGCUUCUCCGGCUCCGGCGGGUAUCUGACCACUGAGGAGCUAUGGUUCAAUCAGACUCUCGACCACUUCUCACCCUAUGACCACCGUCAAUUUCAGCAACGGUACUAUGAGUUCCUUGACCACUUCCGAAUUCCCGAUGGACCCAUUUUUAUGGUCAUCUGUGGUGAAUACACGUGCAACGGGAUAGCAAAUGAUUAUAUAAGUGUUCUAGCACAGAAGUUUGGAGCAGCUGUGGUUUCUCUUGAGCAUCGCUAUUAUGGAAAGAGUUCUCCAUUUAAAUCCCUAUCAACUGAAAAUUUGAGAUAUCUUUCAUCAAAACAAGCACUCUUUGAUUUGGCUAUUUUCCGCCAGUAUUAUCAGGACUCAUUAAAUCUGAAGCUUAAUAGAACAAAAGGCGGAAAUCCAUGGUUUGUCUUUGGCAUCUCAUAUCCUGGAGCGCUCAGUGCAUGGUUUCGUCUCAAAUUUCCCCACUUAACAUGUGGAAGCCUCGCAAGUUCUGCAGUUGUUCUGUCUGUCUAUAACUUUACAGAAUUUGAUCAGCAGGUUGGUGAAUCAGCAGGUGCUGAAUGUAAAACGGCAUUGCAAGAAACUACUAAACUCAUUGAACAAAGACUAGCAAAGGAUGGAAGGAAGCUGAAAUCUUUGUUUGAUGCCGCAGAUCUAGAAAUUGAUGGAGACUUCAUGUAUUUUCUGGCAGAUGCUGCUGCUAUAGCGUUUCAAUAUGGAAAUCCAGAUAAAAUAUGCAAACCUCUUGUUGAAGCAAAUAAGGCUGGGGAGGAUUUAGUGGACGCUUAUGCCAACUAUGUAAAAGAGUAUUACCUUGGAACUUUUGGGGUUAAUGUUCAAACUUAUAAUCAAAAGCACCUGAAAAAUACUGCUAUUAGAGAAGACAGUGCCGAUCGAUUGUGGUGGUUUCAAGUUUGCACUGAAGUUGCAUACUUUCAGGUGGCUCCUGCAAAUGAUAGCAUACGCUCCUCUAAAGUUGAUGCAAGAUAUCAUUUGGACCUCUGCAAAAAUGUCUUUGGGGAGGGCAUCUUUCCUGAUGUCUUUUCAACUAAUAUAUAUUAUGGAGGCACAAAAAUUGCUGGUUCAAAAAUAAUAUUCACAAACGGCUCACAGGAUCCUUGGCGACAUGCUUCAAAACAAAUUUCAUCGACUGAUAUGCCUUCCUACACUGUAUCGUGUCAUAAUUGUGGCCAUGGCGCUGAUAUGCGAGGCUGUCCUCAAUCUCCUUUGAACCUUGAAGGUAACGAGAAGAACUGCACUGAUCCUGAUGCGGUCCGCAAAAUAAGGCAAAAGAUCACAGAGCAUGUGGACUUGUGGCUAUCCGAGUGCCUGGCCUCUGAUAGAAGGUUCAUAUAAAUAUUUGUAUAUAAAUUAUCUAUUAUGAACUCCGACAUCAUUGCUUCAUCUAGUGUUAUUUAACUCACAUUUGUGUGAACUACUGUAAUGUAUUAUAAUACUCUCCUCACUCCAGUGUAUAUGACUUGGUCUUUUUCUUUUUAUAAGGGAAAUUAGUCUAUCUGAAGUUUUUAGUAUU
Neltuma alba is the source of this 1722-nucleotide messenger RNA. Its product is annotated as probable serine protease EDA2. Gene Ontology annotation, molecular function: serine-type exopeptidase activity; dipeptidyl-peptidase activity. Gene Ontology annotation, cellular component: vacuole. The transcript is spliced from 12 exons. The record is from RefSeq and is a predicted model, not a curated record. Gene Ontology annotation, biological process: proteolysis. NCBI's taxonomy places the organism in Eukaryota, Viridiplantae, Streptophyta, Magnoliopsida, Fabales, Fabaceae. The coding region runs from base 69 to 1544 and encodes 491 amino acids.